AUGCCGGCCUCCGGCGAGGGUGGCACCACCUCCGACCCCCCUCUGGUUGACAGCUAUCGCACGCUGCUCCGCAAAGGAGGUGGCGACGGCUUUGUGCCGGCGCUGGCGGCCGAGAGCCUGGCCGUGCUGGAGUGCGACCUGCCGAUGAUCGACUUGGAGCGCCUGAUGAUGGGCGACGCUAGGGAGAGGGGCGUGUGUAUGGACGCCAUGGCGAGCGCGGCGUCGGAGUGGGGCUUCUUCCAGGUGAUCAACCACGGCGUGGGGCAGGAGCUCCUGGAGGAGAUGAGGCGGGAGCAGGCGCGGCUAUUUCACCAGCCGUUCAAUAUCAAGGAGAAGGCCGGACUCCUCAACGGGUCGUACCGGUGGGGGACCCCGACGGCGACGUCGCUCCGGCAGCUCUCGUGGUCGGAGGCCUUCCACGUUCCGCUCGCAAGCAUCUCUGGGGAAGACGACUGCGGGCAUGCAGAGCUCAGCUCCCUGAGGGGAGUGAUGCAGGAGGUGGCGGCCGCGAUGUCGCGGGUGGCGGACACGGUGGCCGGGACGCUGGCGAAGAACCUCGGGCACGAGUCGACGUUCCCGGCGGCGGCGGGGUGCGACGGGACGACGUGCUUCCUGCGGCUGAACAGGUACCCGGCGUGCCCGUUCGCGGCGGACACGCUCGGCAUGGUGCCGCACACGGACAGCGACUUCCUCACCGUCCUUUGCCAGGACCAGGUUGGGGGCCUGGAGAUCAUGAAGGACUCCCACUGGGUCGCUGUGAAACCCCACGCCCACGCGCUCAUGGUCAACGUCGGCGAUUUGUUCCAGGCGUGGAGCAACAACAGAUACAAGAGCGUGGAGCACAGGGUGGUGGCCAACUCCAAGGCGGAGCGCUUCUCCGUCGCCUACUUCAUGUGCCCGCCGUGUGACUCGCCCGUCGGCACAUGCGCCGAGCCGUCGCCGUACAAGCCGUUUACCUUCGGGGAGUACAGGCGCAAGGUGCAGGAAGAUGUCACGCGAACGGGGAAGAAGAUUGGUCUGUCCAACUUUCUCAAAGGUUCUACCUUUGACGGCCUGGCUGAAUGACAGCAUCGGACCAGAUCUUCUUAUCUGCGCGAGCUCAGUCUCUCCGUAGAAGCGUGCAUCGGCAGUUUGGCAUUGGAGAUUUUUUUCUUUAUACUUUUUUUUCAUCCUUUCGAUAUACUUUUUCCGUUUCAAAAUACUACAAUUCAGUCUUUUUGAGAGUUAAACAUGUCAUGUCUAUGUUUUUAUACUUUAAUGUA
This is a messenger RNA of Triticum aestivum (bread wheat), 1262 nucleotides long. Its product is annotated as gibberellin 2-beta-dioxygenase 6-like. The record is from RefSeq and is a predicted model, not a curated record. The coding region runs from base 1 to 1065 and encodes 354 amino acids. The transcript has 3 exons. NCBI's taxonomy places the organism in Eukaryota, Viridiplantae, Streptophyta, Magnoliopsida, Poales, Poaceae.